Molecule: messenger RNA, 6826 nt
Organism: Tachysurus vachellii
Lineage: Eukaryota; Metazoa; Chordata; Actinopteri; Siluriformes; Bagridae
Gene: col13a1
Product: collagen, type XIII, alpha 1
Exons: 42
Coding region: 454-2550 (698 amino acids)
Source: RefSeq, a predicted model, not a curated record
AGCUUCGCAUACAGGAGAGGCGCAGGGCUCUUGAGAGCGCAGUUUAACGGAGAGCGCAGGGGAAAAGGCGCAGUUAAAGUGCAGUGUGUAGUGAAUAGACUGCAGCUAAAGCAUAUUGCAGGGAAGAGGCUCAAGUUUCACACCACAGAUCACUACAGCGCUGUGACACUGGAGCUCAGAAGGACACACUCAGAUGGCACGACUCAUUCCCACGGCACAACGCUAUAGAGCCUCCCGAUCCACCUGUACGCAUCAUCCGGAAACAUGCGUUUAACUCAUUUAUAAUUCCCAUUUCUCCUUUUAACGCGACACCGAUUAUUCUGCUCUUUAACUAAGUUUUGGACUAAAGUUGUGGUUAGUAUUUACUUUCAAACCACGCGCUAUUUGUCGGUUAUUGUGUCCUCUGAUGAGUAGAUUAUAAGCUUGUUGAAGGAAAAGGCAGGUUAGACUAAAAUGGAACAAGACACCAAAGUUUCUCGCGAUUCACAUGGAGAAAGGACUUGCGCCGAGCAUCCGUGUAAAAGUGACGCCUGGCCGAGGCGCACUGAGGUGUGUGGUGCGGUGGCGGUGUGCGUCGCGCUCUGCCUCUUCUCUCUCGGAGUGUCUGUGCUGUUUUAUUUGCGCACCUCGGAGCUACAGGCCAGGGUAAACAGCUUGGAGAAGCACAGAGAGCCCCAGCAGCACUCAGCCUGGAUGUUUCUUGAGCAGGUGGAACCAGUGCUCUUAAAUCGCCUGGAUCAGAUGCUGGAAGAGAAGUUAGCAUCUCGUCUGCCAAAGACCAGAGAGACUCGGGAUGUCUCCCACGCCUGUCUGUGUCCACCAGGACCUCCUGGUCCUCCUGGACGAGCUGGCUUUCCGGGAGACAAAGGAUCAAUGGGCAUUCCUGGAAGAAUGGGCUUAAAGGGAAACACAGGGGACAAGGGAGCUCCAGGGGAGCCAGGUGUAUCUAUCAUUGGCCCACGAGGACCUCCUGGUCAGCCGGGCACUAGAGGAUUUCCUGGCUUUCCGGGUCCUAUUGGUUUGGAUGGCAAGCCUGGGCAAAAUGGUCAGAAAGGAGACAUGGGUGCACCAGGUCCCAAAGGACUUCCUGGUGAGCAAGGUCCAAAGGGGGAAAAGGGUGUGUGUGGUGAUUAUACACAUCGGAUGUUGCCCAUCACCGUGCGCAACAUGCCCUCAAUAAGCCCUCUAAUUCUAAAGCGCCUCAAGCAGGGUGAGCCUGGAGCACAAGGACCCCCAGGGCUUCCUGGCCCUCCAGGGCCUCCUGGUAGCCCAGGAUUGACUGGUGCUAAUGGGCCACCGGGAAAACCUGGAGAACCUGGAAAACCAGGAAAAGAAGUGAGGAUGUUGACAGCAAUGAAGGGAGAACCGGGUGUACCAGGACAAAAGGGUGAUCGUGGUGAUACAGGAUUAACUGGACCUGAAGGCCCCAAGGGAUUCAAAGGGGAUCAAGGACAGAAGGGAGAGGAGGGGAAGAUGGGUCUUGCAGGAGAGAAAGGAGAGAAGGGUGAAAGAGGGAUGCCUGGAAUGCCAGGAAAACAAGGAGUAAAGGGAGAAAUUGGUUUUCCAGGUGCUCCUGGACUAAAGGGUCAGACAGGUAUUCCCGGUAUUCCGGGGAAGCGAGGCUAUAAGGGUGAAAAGGGGGAAAUGAGUUCUACAGGAGUUGGUGUUAAAGGAGAACCAGGAGUGCCAGGACUGCCAGGACACAAGGGUCAAAAAGGUGAUCAAGGCAUUAAGGGUGAAACAGGACCCGAGGGCCAACCAGGACCAAGAGGUCCUCCAGGUGCAACAGGAGAACCAGGCAAAAUGUUAAUAAACAACAACGAGAAUGAUAUUCGUAAUGUGCAGCUAAUGGGCCCACCUGGUCUACCUGGGCCUCCUGGGAUACCUGGUGCCAAGGGUGAAGUUGGGCUGCCUGGGCCUCCUGGUCUCGAUGGGGAAAAGGGUCCUCGGGGAAAAGCAGGAGAGCCUGGAGCCAUUGGCCCACCUGGACUGCGAGGAGAGGGAGGAGUUAUGGGCUUCCCGGGACCUAAAGGGGAUAAAGGAGACAUGGGUCCCGCUGGAUCACCUGGUCAGAAAGGUGACGCUGGUGAGAAUGGAGAAAAAGGAGAACAGAUGUAUGGCCUACCAGGACCUCCAGGACCUGCAGGGCCAGUGGGGCCAAUGGGACCUCCAGGAUUGUCAGGGCCAAAGGGGGAGCCAGGUCUGGGUGUGAGAGGAGAGAAAGGAUCACCUGGACAGAAAGGAGAUAAAGGAGAUAGAGGUCAUCUUGGAUUACCAGGUCUUAUAGGACCGCCUGGUAUACCUGGACCAGCAGGACCAAAAGGAGAGAGGGGUGAGAAAGGAGAAAUGGGAGUAGCAGGACCAAUAGGGCCUCAAGGCAUCCCUGGCUUAGUAGGACCACCAGGAUUAAAAGGAAACCGGGGGGAGAGGGGCAAGAGAGGCAACAGGGGGGCCAAAGGGGAUAAGGGAGACCAAGGAGCCCCAGGAUUAGAUGCCCCUUGUCCUUUGGGUGAUGAUGGCCUACCAGUACCAGGAUGUUGGAAUAAAUGACAUUAAUUCCGGAUUGUUGUGUUUGAUUGUACAUAGAAUAUUUAUUUUUGUACUGUUUGCUUUGUUACAUGUUGGGGAAAAAAAUAUAGAAAACCCUAAAAAUACUGGCAGGACUUUUGUACAGAUUUAUUUUUAUUAUUGUUUAUUUUUUAUUACUGGCAAUAUUUUUGUUAUGUAAUGGAUUUUAUUCUGUGCCAAUGCAUUAUGCAAAAUCUUUUGAUUAAGGAGGAACUAUACUGAGGCAGCAUAUGCAUGAUAUUUGUGCAUUAUGUUAACUGAUUUGUGCCUAUUAACUUAUUGUAUAAUGGUGUUUUUGAACAGACCAUGCUGCACUAAUCAGUGGAGCUAGAUAUUUGAUGUGGCCUUUUAUGAGGAAACCCCUCAUUUCUGAGAUUUAAAUAGACACCAACAGUUGUAUAGCACUGACCACCGCUGUAUUCUGUAAUGUUUACUCAAAGGGACCAUUAAAAACAGUGUGCUUAGGACAUAUAACCAAACUGGCACUGAGAUUUUAAAUCAAGGCAAUUAUUAUCUUUCAAUGCAUAAAUUAUUAGCAUGUAUGGUCGGUAAAUCUUUUUGAGAGGAUGUCCUGAAAAAAGUCCAAAACUGACAAAUUAACAGAGCAAUUCUCUGGCAGCUUUAUGAGAUUACCUCUCUCUGUGCCUUAUAAUUAUUUUUUGCCUUGGCAGGCCAUACAUAGCAAUUACAUUUCAGAUCUUAUUUCAAUUAACUACAAUUUCUUUUUCGUUAGCCCUUGCCAUGUGUUAGAGUAGUGCCAAAGCCAUGUUAUUCACCUGACUAAUAUCUUAUGAAGACUUUGUAUAAUUUUAUACCAUAUGUAUAUUGCUGCUCAUUGACAAGCAAACUGCUGCAUUUGCUAUUAUGCUUCUUUGCCUUAUUGUACCUCAUCUGACAAGCUGAAAUCAGGACAAAGGCAAAGCCGAGAUGAUAUCUAAUAUCUUAUACUGAUGAUAUCUUAUACUUUAAAUAGCAUCUAGUCGUAUGAGGAGGGACCCAAGCUAACAUUCGUUCAUCUGUUUUGUUUUGUUGCCGUAUAUGUGUUGAAGGAGUGAUUAAGUUUUAAGAUUCUUGUGUUUGAUUGCUGCUGCUUACAAUGAAAAGCAUGUUCUUAAGAUUAUCUUUAGCUUUAAUAACAAUCAGCUUCAGUAAACCAGUCAUUAGGCUGUAAUACCUCAGAUACUUGUGCUGCCAUGUUCCUACUCAUAGGAGCGAGAGACAUAUCAAGCAUAAUGUAAAAAAAAAAAAAAAAAAAAAAAAGAAAAUAAAAAGCUCUCCAAAUGAACCUAAAUGCUAAUAAAUCAUAGUUACACCAUUAUCUGUUCAAGACAGUCUUAUUUGAUAAAUACCUAACGUCUUGCUCAGAGUUACUGAAUUUAUUUUUUUGCUUUGACUAAAUGUGCAUAUUGAUUUUACCAGUGUUUUAAAAAAUGGCAUCUUGUGUCCUUUAACGUCUUCUGAUUGUGUUGUGCUAACUUGCACCUGGUGACUGAAAAGUGUGAUCUGCAAACAUCUGGAACAUCAGCACUGUCUUUGACAUGUCUUUGUUUUAUUGAAAGGGUCAGAAUCCUUUCCAGCUGGCUAAGAAGUAACAACAAAUUUGAGACCCACCUCUUCAGGGUGAGGUUUUAUUCUAAGCUAUAUGAAGAAACUUGAAGAGGAGAUCUUUGAGUUCAGACCUGCUGUGGCUGUUUCAUGGAUGUUCAUGAGAGUUAAAGCACAGGUGGCGUUCCUGGGAGGCUCCACAGGGUGGCGCAGGUGAACACCCUUCUCUUUGAUAGGACUAUGUGAGCAAUUUUCCAUCUUGACAUUUUUCUAUGGAUUUCUUCACCAGAGAAACUGCCAUAACAACAGUGUAUCGUUGCUCCACAUUGUAUACACAUUUCUUUCUUUUUAUCAUGUUCACUAUGUGAAAAUGAUUUUUUUGUUUGUUUUUUUUUUUUUUUCCUUUUUUUUAAUUAUUCGACACCAGUAACUGUGAUUUGAGAAUUCAGUGCAGCUCACUGAACACGUCAACUCAGUGGUAAUGUGUUUCCAGACUAACAAGCAAAAAACAUCCUUUAAUGAUUCCUGAUUUUCUUUUUUUCACUGCCUUUUGUCAGCCUGAGAGUGACAAAACAUGUACAGAGCCAUGUUUUAUGUGCCUUCACUCAAAGAAAGACAGCUCAAUUCAUAUCAUAUGUUUAAAAAUGUAUUUAUAUUUACAAACUGCUUCAUAGUAAAGUAGACAAAUAUACAGAUAUCACAACACGACAAGAAAGACUUGCAGCUGUUUAAGGUAUCAUUUACUAUAUACAUUUCUAUGUUUUAUGUGAUUUUUCUUGCUAUUAGAAGGGUUUGAAAAUAUUGGAUAUUAUUUCAAAUUUGUAUCAACACACCCACAGCUACAUGUCAAAAAGUUUUUCUUAAUACACAAUGUGCUUUUAUGCUAGGCAGCUAGCUUUUUUUUUAAUUCAAGAAACUGCUCUUUCAUUGGAUAAUGUAAGGACACAUAAAGUUGGUCAAUUUUUCUAUUUAGCAUAAGUGUGGCCAAAGUCCCAUUUAGACACUUCUGUUUGUCUGGUAUUAAUGUUAUUAAAAUACAAAAGCACAUGUAAGCCCUAUACAUAGUAACAGUAUUGCACAGUACAUAAUCACGCAAACCUUCUUUAUUUUUCACCAGCAAUGUGACCUGGUUUUUAUGUGUAGAAGCUUACAGUUGAUGAAGUGUUUUAUUAACACUCCUGUUUAUGUGGAUAGCCCAAUGCACAGAAGCAUUCCUAAUGUCAAACUCUACUGACUGCUAUUGCCAACCUUCAUCAACUAGUGCUUGUUUUCAACUAUAUUUUACUUACAUCUUCUAAAGUUUCAUCUGCUAAAUGUUCUGAUAACAUCAAUAUAUUCUGUUUGCACCACAAAAACCAAUAAGCAAAAAAAAAUUGGCAUUACAGCAUUUUUAUUUACAUUUAUUUACUUUACUAUAUAAAAUGUGUGACCUGUUAUAUCAGGACAAUUGGCUUCUGAAUGAAUUUAAAGAUAAAAUACAAUAACUUCAGUCAACAUUAAGCGGUUUUGAGUUGUAAAUGUUCAAAAGGAUCAUGAGGUCUGAUGAAUAUUAUUAAGCAUAUUAAACAUGUAAAUAGAAUUAUAACUUAUAAAAUACUAGUAUUAGUUUUGCAAAUACCUACUUGUGACCUAACUUGCUUCAGAUAUAUUCCUAUCAAGAGUGAAUACAUUUUUUAUUAUCAUUUGCAAGUAUUUAAUGUCUUGGUUUAAGCAUUUUAUGCAACAAAUGAACGCAUUAACUGCUUUAUAGUUACUAUUUAACAAACUUACAGUUGAAGGCAUCCGGCACCAAAAAAAUAUAUGUCAGGAAGUGUUUUAUUUUAUGCCCAUAUCAUACUGGGGUAUUUCUGACUGUUGGUUUUGCACAUUGAAAGUAGUGUGUUAUAAUUCGCUUUGUUUCAGACAGCAUUUGCGAUGUUUGUACUGUGUCAUUUAUCUUUUAAACAGAACAUUUCCCUAAUGACAUGAUCUGUACUGUGUUUUGAUGCUAUCCUGUUUUUGUACAGUGUACUCUAAUUAUAAUGUGUACAAUAGAUGAAUAAUUAGAAUAGCUCUAUUCUAAACAUAUUACAAUCUCGUAGUGUCUAAUCAAUUAUGUUUUUUUAUUUUAGAAGUAGGUUCUGUAUGUAAAAAAAACAACAACUCAUUGCAUUGUUGCAACUUAAAAUACAGUAAAAUCAAAUCUGUUUAUUGUUUUUAUUAGUUUCAGCUAUCCUACAAAUCUAGUCUAUAUUUUGAAUUUUAAUCAAGCUAGAAAGAACAGUGCUGAAACAGCCAAAAAAAAGUGCCAGUGAUAUUCUUUAUAAAAUACAAUGUCUGGUUUUAUGUACGAAAGAGUGUGUAAGGUCACACAGUGUUCAGAGUGGCCAUUUCAUUCUGUGUUUUUCUCUAUUUGUAUAUAAUAUAAAGUAUUGCUAUUUUCUAUUUUAAAAAAGGAUCUGAUUUUCUAGCUGAUCUCAGCCUGCAUGGCUGUAACUGUACCAAGAGUACAGUAUAUUCUAUAAAGAGUUUUCUGUUACAACAGCUCUCAAGCUGCAGACUUGGAUGCCAGUUUAUGCUCAGUUCAUUCUACAGAUAUCAGCAUGUUAGUACAGCAGACUUCUGUGACUGCUUGUGUUCUAUAGUCAGUUUUAUACACUACAGAUUCAUUUGUUUUGUUGGUUUUACAGAAUGCAUGCAGCAUGCAUACUGGGAGGUAGUUUAUUGAGGUUCU